Molecule: messenger RNA, 1224 nt
Organism: Parnassius apollo (apollo)
Lineage: Eukaryota; Metazoa; Arthropoda; Insecta; Lepidoptera; Papilionidae
Source: the annotation of a GenBank genome assembly
AUGCGCUCGAAAAUAUUUGAUGAUGCCGAACUCGAACGACUACGACGUGAGGCUAUUCCGUCGUCGAAUGAAUCGGCUAUGGCUGGAGAUGCAGCUCCACAUUCGACAGACCAGCAUCCACACGUGGAAGCCGCCAUGGAUCUUCCAGUUGUGGUUUAUUCGAACGACGAUGAAAUAGUCUCCCACGAACUAGAGCAAAUGAGGAGUAUAUUGGAAGAGACGAUUUUGGAAACGCGCAGCACCCCUCUCGAAAAUCGACCGAGACUUCCCCGCAUACCCCUAAGCAAGCGAAAUCGGGCUGUCGUGAGGGCUCUUAACCCAAUGCUGGUGACCUAUUUGGAAGCCAGCCGGGACCUUUGCGAGACGGACUCGAUUCUCUUUGGCGCCGCAGUGGCAGUUUGCCGUAUUAUUGGCGCCAAACUUCCCAUGGCUGGACGCGCUACUACACAAAGUAGUGCCAUCCCAGCCUGGAGAAAAAGAAUCGAGGACCGUAUCGCAAAGGCAAGGGCCCUUAUCGGCAGACUGACAAGCUUCAGGUCGGGUAAUAAUAGACCGAGGAUUAUGCGCACCGUUAGGAUGGCGUUUGCUGGGACAAAUAUCAGUUUGUCCCAGCCGAAUAUCACGCAGAAACUAACGGAGCGCAUAGACGACCUGAAGCAAAAGAUCGCUGCUUGGGGGAAGCGGAUUCAACGAUUUUCCGAGAGGUCAAUGCGGUUCAACCAGAAUCGUCUCUUCCAUAGUGAUCAGAAGAGGCUCUAUAAAUCAUUGGAGCGACCAAAGGUAUGUGGAGCGGGCCAAGGACCGGAUCAGGCUGACAUUAUCGCAUUCUGGCGUGGCCUGUGGUCAGAGCCCGUAAACCACAGCGAGGGCCCUUGGAUGGAAGUUGUGGCGAGCCAGGGUGUGAGUGUUACGCCUAUGGACCCCAUCACCAUAACGCCAGAAGACGUGGCUGAGGCGGUCCGUAGGGCCACGAACUGGAAAAGUCCGGGGCUCGACGGGCUGCAUCAUUACUGGCUGAAGGGGUUCAUAGUGUGUCACGCUGUGCUCGCCCGACAGUUUCAAGAGGCUCUCGACCAGAAGUCACUCCCGAGCCUCUUCACUACUGGGAUCACUAACUUGGUUCCUAAAGAUCAGGAUACCACAGACCCGAGCAAAUACCGCCCCAUCACGUUUGCUCCAGUUCAGAAUAAUGCACUCAUACUGAUUUCGAGAAAAGAUGGAUAA